Molecule: messenger RNA, 1644 nt
Organism: Cladophialophora bantiana CBS 173.52
Lineage: Eukaryota; Fungi; Ascomycota; Eurotiomycetes; Chaetothyriales; Herpotrichiellaceae
Exons: 8
Coding region: 1-1644 (547 amino acids)
Biological process (GO): transmembrane transport; carbohydrate transport
Cellular component (GO): membrane
Molecular function (GO): carbohydrate:proton symporter activity
Source: RefSeq, a predicted model, not a curated record
AUGGCUUUUGGCACCGAACGUCACUGGAGCGCAUGGAACUUCUUCAUAUGCUGGAUGGUCUCCCUGGGGCAGAUCGCUUUUGGCUAUCCUGCUUCCAUCAUUGGUGUUACACUCGCCCAACCAUCCUUUCUAGUCUAUAUGGGCCUGCUGGAUGUCACACAAGAUCCCCCAGUCAUGACUCCAGGGGCGGAUCAGAAGAUUGGGGCAAUGUCAGGAGUAUUCCAAGCUGGUGCUGCUAUCAAUGUCUUUAUCGCCGGUUAUGUGUCAGACAGAUGGGGACGUAAGGCUGGAUUCCACUGGUGUGGCUUUUUGUCGCUGCUCGGGGGUGCGCUGCUUUGCGGCAGCAGAAAUUCCACCAUGUUCAUCGUUGCUCGCCUCUUCGCGGGGGCCGGGAGCUGGGGUUACCUUGCAGUCACCCCAUAUUACUCUGCAGAGUUGGCACCUCCAGGCCUUCGCGGCCUCAUGGUGGGCAUGAACGGUGUCAAUAUCGCAUUGGGCUAUGCUCUCGCCAGCUAUAUGGGUCUUGCCUUUUACUACGUCGAUGAUCCACAGACCCAAUGGCGAGCUCCUUUGGGAAUUGCACUCAUUUGGCCAGUGAUGAUGGUUCUAGUCUGCUUUGUCAUCCCAGAAUCACCCCGAUUUCUCCUCAUGAAGGGUCGGAUUGACGAAGCGAGGGACGUUGUCUUCAAGCUGCACGCAUCUAAGAACGACCCCGAUCAAGAAUUUGCUCGCGGGGAGUUCUAUCAGAUGUCAAAGCAAGCCGAGUUGGAUAGGACCAUGGAACCGGGCUGGCUUGAAAUGAUCCGCCGCCCCAGCUACCGCAAGCGUACGAUCAUGGCCAUGGGCUUCGCAUUCAUUGGCCAGUCGACGGGCGUGUUGGUUUUAAACAACUACGGUCCAACCAUCUACGCAGCCCUAGGUUACGAUACCUUGUACCAACUGAUCUUCCAGUGCGGCUGGAUUACUGUGGGCAUUUUUGGCAACUUGGUGGGUGCCCUGAUUAUGGAUUGGACCGGCCGCAAGCCUCUGCUUGUCAUGGGUGUUGCUGGCUGCUGCGUGUCACUCAUUCUCGAAGCUGCGAUGGUUAGCUCCUACGCCGAGGAGGGGACCAACAAGGCUGGUCUUCGAAUGGGCGUUGCGGCUGCGUACUUGUUCCUGCUAGUAUACAGCAUCGGCAUCGACGUCGCCGGUGUUGUCUUCUAUUCGGAACUUUUCCCCAACCAUCUGAGAGCGAAGGGCCUGGCUCUCAGUAUUGCUGUCAUUGCACUGACAGACUUGGUCUAUCUACAAGUUGCAGCGACAGCUUUUGCCAACAUCGGCUGGAAAUUCUAUCUGGUCUUCAUUAUCCUUUCGGGCCUGGGCGCGUUCUUUGCAUACUUCUACCUUCCUGAGACGAAGAACAUCCCGCUUGAAGAGAUGGCCAAACUGUUUGGAGACGAGGUCGCCGUCUACGCGGAAGACCUCCACGUCGAUCACCGCACCCACGAGCUCAUCGUUGAUGAACACGGUCAUACCGGUGUGCACAAGGUCGCAACUGAGGCUGGUAACCCGCGACCGUCCACAGGCGGAGACGUGGAAAAACAUGGAACUGGCCACGGGGCUACCACUGAGCAUGUCGACUCAGAACAAAGUGAAAAGGAAUAG